AUGGGCUACCUCUACACCACUGCAGGCUACGCCCUGCUCUUUGCCGUUGCCUACGCUCUCUACCAGCUAUCCCAGGGCCAGAAGGCUGGAAAUCAAGCGCGGGCUCAGAUCAAACCGGCCAAGAGCCCGCAGGCGGAGACUCGUAAGGAGGACCGCAAGAAGAAGCAGCGCCAGGAGGCCUUCGCAUCAGAGGCACAGGAGGCUUCCAAGAAACCCAAGGCUGAUUCAGAGACCAGUGCUUGGACGAGUAGUGCGAAGGACAAAGACGACAAUGUCGACAAUCGCGAAUUCGCCCGCCAAUUGGCGAAGGCCAAGGAAGGCACCAAGUUUGCUGCCAAAUCUGAUGCUGGUAAACAGCGAGAGAAGUCUGUCAAACAAUCCCGCGCCAACAAGGUGGCCAGCGCCGCCGAGGAGAAGGAGUCGGCUCCGUCAUCUACCACUGGUGCCGACGGCGACGAUGACCAGUCUCCUGUAACCUCACCCGAGGUCGGUCCCGCAGUCGCAGUCGCAGGCGAUGUUUCCGACAUGCUCGAGACCGCUCCCGCUCGCCCAACAGUUCUUCGUCUGACCGACACCGAGCCCAAAAAGCAGAACAAGAAGACCCCCAAGGCGGAGGCUCCUGUUGAGACCAAGAAGCAGCGCCAGAACCGUAAGAAGGCCGAGGCGGCCAAGGCUGCUCGUGAGGAAUCCGAGAAGGAGCGAAAGGUUCUCGAGGAGAAGCAACGCCGCGCCGCUCGCAUUGCUGAGGGACGUGCUGCCAAGGACGGCUCCCAGUUCACUGCUGCCCAGAGCAAGUCAUCCGCUUGGAAGGAGGGAGCUCCCAAGGCCCCCGAGGCUGCCCAGAUGAAUGGCUUUCAUCAGCCGCUUGACACAUAUGAGGAAGCCCCCGCUUCUGCAGUGAAUGCCCCCAAGAGCACCGACCGCAAGUGGAUGGAGUCUCUACCUUCUGAAGAGGAGCAGAUCCAGCUCCUCCAAAACGAUGAUGACUGGAGCACUGUCAAGACCAAGUCCAAGAAGGGUGCUAAGAAUGCCACUUCAGCUGGAUCUGGCGACGAGGCUGCGGCCCGCCCCGCCGUCCAGCCUAAGCAACCCACCGGGCCUAACAAGACUUCCCAGCCUUCUCAGUCCUUUGGAUCUUUCUCGGCAUUGACUACUAAGGGCGGUGCUGCUGAGGAAGAGGAGGAAGAAGAAUGGGAUGUUUAA
Molecule: messenger RNA, 1203 nt
Organism: Fusarium fujikuroi IMI 58289
Lineage: Eukaryota; Fungi; Ascomycota; Sordariomycetes; Hypocreales; Nectriaceae
Exons: 1
Coding region: 1-1203 (400 amino acids)
Source: RefSeq, a predicted model, not a curated record